GAGUGGUAUCUAUCGCUCGCUCGCACCAAAAAAAAAGUUAUUAUUUUCGUGAACGCGAGACAAAAAGUUGAUUUACGCGAAAAAUCUCUUCCUAAAAUGACGAAAAAGACUUUAGAAUAGGAAAAUCCAUCGGUCCUAAGCAGUAACAGUAACGCCAAAAAAAGAAAAAUCCUGAAAGUAGUGAAAUUUUUCUAUAGUAUUAUUAUUAUUAUUGAAUUGUUGCCAAAUAAAAAAAAACGUAGAAAAAUAAUUUUAGUGAAAAAAAAAAUAAAAAUCUUCCAAGUUUCAUUUGAAUUCUAAAGAAAGACGCAGAAAAAUGGAAAACUUCCAACACUUGAUAAUAAUUAACAUUCUUAUCAUCCUCAUAAGUGCUAAUGGUAAUGUUUAUGGCCAAACGAUGGACCGAACUACAAAUUUUCCGUACGUCGAUGACUCCUUCAUCAUGGACAACUACGAGAAUUUUGAGGAAAUGGUGAAAACUCCCCUCGAUCGAGGUCCAUAUUUUGAUAUCUCGGCAUCGAAGAACGUUACAGCCUUAGUUGGUACAACGGCGUACUUGAAUUGUCGUGUCAGGAAUUUGCAAAAUAGAACCGUCAGUUGGAUACGUCACAAAGACUUGCGUUUGUUGACUUCAGGCAAAAUGACGUAUACCGCAGAUCAGCGCUUCCAAGCUGUGCAUAACCCCAUUUCGGAUGAUUGGUCACUAAAGGUUCUUUUUGCGCAAAAACUCGAUUCUGGUGUGUACGAGUGUCAAAUAUCAACAACGCCGCCAGUUGGUUACACAAUGUCAUUGGCAGUUGUAGAACCGAUUACAAAUAUUUUGGGAGGACCCGAUUUGUACAUUGAAGCAUACUCGACGAUAAAUCUCACAUGUGUCGUGCAUCAUUUGCCGGAACCGCCAAAUGCAAUAAUGUGGUCGAAGGAUGGGCAGGAAAUCAACUAUGAUAGUGCACGAGGAGGAGUUUCAGUAAUAACGGAAAAAGGUGAAACAACGACAUCCUAUUUGCUCGUUCAACGCGCGAAGCAAAGCGAUUCAGGAACUUACAAAUGUUCUCCUUCCAACGCAAUACCCGUCACUAUUCAAGUUCAUGUCCUCAAUGCAGGCGAAUAUCCAGCAGCGAUGCAAAGUGGAUACAAAACGUCUUUUAACAACAUUUCAAUAUUGUUGAUUUCAACAGCACUUCUGUGGUCUUGGAGAUAGGAAUGUUUCGUAAAUAUUUAAUUUUUUUAAAAUUAACUUCUAAUAAAUUGUUUUUGUAAUCUAUUGAUUGUACAU
Molecule: messenger RNA, 1276 nt
Organism: Culicoides brevitarsis
Lineage: Eukaryota; Metazoa; Arthropoda; Insecta; Diptera; Ceratopogonidae
Product: zwei Ig domain protein zig-8-like
Exons: 11
Coding region: 317-1201 (294 amino acids)
Biological process (GO): synapse organization
Cellular component (GO): neuron projection membrane
Source: RefSeq, a predicted model, not a curated record